Molecule: messenger RNA, 5844 nt
Organism: Anolis carolinensis (green anole)
Lineage: Eukaryota; Metazoa; Chordata; Lepidosauria; Squamata; Anolidae
Gene: klb
Product: klotho beta
Exons: 5
Coding region: 24-3092 (1022 amino acids)
Biological process (GO): carbohydrate metabolic process
Molecular function (GO): hydrolase activity, hydrolyzing O-glycosyl compounds
Source: RefSeq, a predicted model, not a curated record
AAAUGAAAUGUGACUUCUAGCAUAUGCUCCAGAAAGACACCAUGCCUACACGGCAACUCCGAGGAUCUAUAGCCUUAUGGGCAUUAGUUUUGAUGCAGGCAGUUGCUGGAUUUGACAGGAACGGAAAGUCUGUGUGGGAAAAAGACGCUGGUUUAAGUCCGGUGAAUGAAACCCAGAUGUUUGUGCAUGACACGUUCCCCCCGGCAUUCCUGUGGGGUGUCGGGACCGGUGCAUUUCAGGUGGAGGGCAACAACAGGAAGGAUGGAAAGGGACUUUCAAUAUGGGACCUUUUUAUCCAUUCUGCACUGUCUUCCCGGACAGAUGAGUUCAGCGACAGCUACACUUUCCUGGAAAAGGAUUUGUCCGCUCUGGAUUUUUUGGGAGUUUCUUCUUACCAUUUUUCCAUUUCAUGGCCAAGGCUCUUCCCUACUGGAUUGGUUGCCACUGUCAAUGAAAAAGGACUCAGCUACUACAACAGUCUCUUAGAUGCUCUGAUUUACAGACGCAUUGAGCCUAUAGUCACUCUUUUUCACUGGGAUUUGCCUUGGGCUUUGCAAGAGAAAUAUGGGGGGUGGAAAAACGAGUCUCUGGUGGAUAUUUUCAAUGACUAUGCCACUUUUUGCUUCCAAGAAUUUGGAGAUCGAGUUAAAUACUGGAUUACGAUCCACAACCCUUACCUGGUUGCUUGGCACGGGUACGGCACAGGGAUUCAUGCACCUGGAGAGAGGCAGGAAAAAGCUGUCUACAGAGUAGGACAUAACCUGAUCAAGGCACAUUCAAGAGUUUGGCAUACUUACGACAAACAUUUCCGAUCACAUCAGAAUGGAUUUUUGUCAAUAACACUGGGAUCCCACUGGAUUGAACCUACCAAAUUCAAGGACAGUUCUGACAUUACAAAGUGCCAGCAGUCCAUGCAGAAAGUGCUUGGGUGGUUUGCAAAACCAAUUCAUGGGGAUGGAGAUUAUCCGGAAGAGCUGAAGAAUGAACUUGCCUUUAUCUUGCCAAAUUUCACUAACACAGAGAAAAGCCAAAUCAAAGGGACUGCUGACUUCUUUGCAUUUUCAUUUGGCCCAAAUAAUUUUACACCCCUAAAUAAACUCCCCAGAAUGGGGCAAACAUUUUCACUCAACCUGAGGGGAGUACUGAAAUGGAUUAAAUUGGAAUAUAACAAUCCCAGAAUCCUAAUUACAGAAAACGGAUGGUUCACCAAUGGCCACGUAAGAAUAGAAGAUACCACCAUCAUCUACUUAAUGAAGAAUUUUGUCAACAAGGUCUUACAAGUUAUCAAAUACGAUCAGAUUGAUGUAUUUGGUUACACGGCUUGGUCUCUCCUCGAUGGAUAUGAGUGGCAACAAGGCAUAGGCAACAGACGAGGAUUAUUUUAUGUUGAUUUCAAUAGUAAAGAAAAAGAACGGAUUCCCAAGACAUCUGCACUUUAUUACAAGCAAAUAAUACAGGCAAAUGGCUUUCCUUUGAAGGAAUCGACCUCAGCUUUGCACAGUCAGUUUCCCUGUGACUUCUCCUGGGGCGUGACAGAAUCAGUUAUUAAGGCAGAAUCUGUCGCUUCCUCUCCCCAGUUCUGCGAUCCCAACCUGUAUCUCUGGAAUGUUACAGGGGAUGGACUUUUCUACCAGGUGAAAGGCGUGAAACUGAAAACCCGGCCAGCUCAAUGUACUGAUUUCAUCAGCAUUAAAACACAACUAGAGCUCUUGUCUAAAAUGAAAAUCACUCACUACAGAUUUGCACUUGACUGGUCACUGCUUCUGCCCAGUGGCAAUUUGUCAUCCAUAAACCAUCAAGUCCUUCGCUACUAUCGGUGUGUCAUUAGUGAGAUGCUCAAACUCAACGUGAAACCUGUGGUUACUCUACAUUAUCCAACGUACCGCUCUUUGGGCUUGCCUACUCCCUUAAUUCAAAAUGGCGGAUGGUUGAAUCGGUCCACGGUCCAUGCUUUCAGAGACUAUGCAGGGAUGUGUUUCCAGGAGCUUGGGGACCUGGUUGAACUCUGGAUCACAAUAAACGAACCCAACCGUUUCAACGAUGUUUACAACAGCAGCAGCAAUGAUACGUACAGGGCAGUGCACCAUGUACUGAUAGCACACGCUUUGGCAUGGCGCCUGUAUGACGAACGAUAUCGGUCAUUUCAGCAUGGUCAAGUAUCUUUGUCACUGCAUUCUGACUGGGCAGAACCAGCCAAUCCUUUUCUUGACACCCACCAAAAAGCUGCUGAAAGAUUCCUUCAGUUUGAAAUAGCCUGGCUUUCGGACCCACUCUUUAAAACAGGGGACUAUCCAGAAGCUAUGAGAGGAUAUCUUGACUAUAAGAAAAGUGAAGGUCUCUCCCGUUCCUCUUUGCCACAUUUCACUGAAGAAGAAAAGGAACUCGUAAAAGGGGCUGCUGAUUUUUUUGCCCUGAAUCACUUCACCACAAGAUUUGUGAUCCAUGAGUCUAAAAAUGGAAGUCGGUAUGAAUAUGAUCAAGACAUUCAAUUUCUGCAAGAUUUCACUUACCUGAUUUCUCCGUUUCGCUCAGCGGUCAUCCCAUCAGGGUUACGGAAAGUCCUUAAUUGGGUUAAGAAGCAUUACGGUGACGUUGAUAUCUAUAUCACGGCAAGUGGAAUAGAUGAUCAGCCUCUAAAUGACAACCUUCGUAAAUUCUACAUUGAGAAGUAUGUACAGGAAACGUUAAAAGCUCACCAUAUUGACAAAGUCAACGUCAGAGGCUACUUCGCAUUUAAACUGACUGAUGAAAUAGCCAGACCCAAACUUGGAUUCUUCACCACCGAACGGAAAGCGAAGACUUCUGUUCAGUUCUACAACCAUCUGAUCAGCAACAAGGGUUUUCCCUUGGACGCUACAAGCAACAUGUGUGGCCAACCAAAUGAAACAGCACCCUGUACUCUCUGCCUGUUUCUACUGCAGAAAAAGCCACUCAUAUUUUUUGGAUGCUGCCUUUUCUGUAACCUCAUCUUGCUUUUAAGUAUUGUUGUGUUUCACAAAAGGAAAAGAAGGAAAUGGCGUUGGUCAAAAAACUUCCAGCCCCUUUGUAUUCCUGUUAAAAAUAGGCAGAAGAAGGGGCUCAAUCAAAUCUAGGUCCCUCUUCUACAAUCAAGAGUGAGAAAGUGUGUUGGAAGCACUCCAGGUCACUCCACUGAAUGCAUACCAAGGUACUUGUACAAGAAAGCACAAACCAUGCUAUGAUCAUAGUAUCCAAAGAGUAUAACCAAAAUACCCAAGAUUCAUAAUCCUAAUCCAUUUAUGUUGUUGUUGUUUGUUUAUUUGUCAUGAAGUUGUUUCUGACUUAUGUCAACCCUAAGACAAACCUAUCACAGGGUUUUAUUGUCAAGAUUUGUUCAGAGUAGAUUUGUCUUUGCCUUCCUCUAAGGCAGUGGUUCUCAACCUGUGGGUCCCCAGGUGUUUUGGCCUACAACUUCCAGACAUCCAAGCCAGUUCACCAGCUGUUAGGAUUUCUGGGAGUUGAAGGCCAAAACAUCUAGGGACCCAAAAGUUGAGAACCACUGCUCUAAGGCUAGGAGUUGUCCAAGGAAAGACAUUCAGUGUUUCCAUGACCAACCCUGAUCUCCAAAGUCAUAGUCCAAGACCCAAACCACUACUCCACACUGUACAUAGUCGGAAUUCCAGAAUACUAAGUCAUACAUUCUUUUUCAUUAUCACAGAAUUUUAGACUGCUUGCUUAUUUAUACUGUCACAUAGCAUGAUUUGAAAAGCAUGUGGAGAAGGAUUAUCAGAAAUCCAGGAUUUAUUUGCUUAUUCUUUACUUUUUUCAGCCUCAGAUUAACCUUUUGAUUAAAUAGACUGUCACUGAUAUUCUUAGAACUACAUUUAUUCCUGGAUGUCUCAGGAUGAGAGGACCUUACAGCAGGGCAGAAUUAGAAAAGUAAUUUUUAUGAAAUCCAUCUCAUUAAAUCCACUAUCCAACAUGACAAGUACCAUAUAUACUCAAGUAUAAGCCAUCCCAAAUAUAAGCUGAAACACCUAAUUUUACCACAAAAAACUGGGAAAACUUAUUGACUCAAGUAUAAGAUGAGGAUGGGAAAUGCAGCAGCUACCGGUAAAUUUCAAAAAUAAAAAUAGAUACCAAUAAGAUUACAUUAAUUGAGGCAUCACUAGGUUAAAUGUUAAUGAAUAUUUACAUAAAACUGUAAUUUAAAAUAAUAAGAUUUUAAUGAGUUAAGACUGUCCAACUCUGAUUACCCAUAUACUUGAGCAUAAGCCGACCCAAAUAUAAGCCGGCCAGGACCCUCACUCGAGUAUAAGCCGAGGGGGACUUUUUCAACCCGAAGAAAGGCCUGAAAAACUCAGCUUAUACUCGAGUAUAUACGGUACCUUUUUUGGCUGGGCAUUUAGGGUCCUGAAGUCCAAAAACAUAACAUUUACAAUUUCUGGGACAGAGCUACGUCCAAGGAGAAAUAAAUGGUGUGCAGUUUAAUUCAAAAGGUUUUCAUUGCAGAAACAUUUUUUCUUAUGCAUCCUGGUAUAAUAAUUAUACUAGUUUAACUUGAAACCAACAUGAUUUGGGAAUCUGUGCACUUUUAUAGAACUGGCUUCAGAUUUAUGACAUUAUUAACUUAUCCUAUCCGUGUCAUAAUUUACAGAUAUAACAUUUGGUCCAUCAUUUUCUUUGCUUUUUGAAGCUUAAAUCCACAAUCUAAUUUAUAUUUCAAAUGAAUGAAUGCCUUGAAUAUUACUUGCUAAAAUCUCAGUACCAUACACUCAGCUGCCAAUUUGUUCCCAGCAAACUGGAAGUUUCAAGAACACAACUGCAAUAUUUAUUUCAUGUUUGAGAAUUUCAAGUGUAAUUUUGAAGGUGCCUGAUCCCCAUUAUUGCAAUGACUAAACCUGGCAUCAAUGUGGCAAAUGCUUUUUAGAAUAAAUGAAAGUAAUGAGAAACAUCCUUUAAAAGCCACCGUUUUUAACACUAUGUGGUCAAGCAUAGUAUCUGCAGCCCUUAUAAGUUGCAGUUUGGGAAAGGUCUGAAACACACUAUCUCAAAAUAAAAAAGGCAGGCAAUUUUUUUUCAUGUCAGGAGUGACUUGAGAAACUGCAAGUUGCUUCUGGUGUGAGAGAAUUGGCCAUCUGCAAGGACGUUGCCCAGGGGAUGCCCGGAUGUUUGAUGUCUUUAUCAUCCUUGUGGGAGGCUUUUCUCAUGUCCCCGCAUAGAGCUGGAGCUGAUAGAGAAAGCUCACACGCUGUCCCCAGAUUCGAACUCCCAACCUGUUGGUCAGCAGUCCUACCGGCGCAAGGGAUUAACCCAUUGUGCGACCAGGCACUCCAAGGCAGACAAUGAAGGAAUCUAAGAGUCUAUAAACACUAAAAGCAUGGAUGGGUAGAUUGGUCCAAAAUAACUUUAGUGUACAAUUGAAUACAGCAUUUGGAAGAAUUAAUAUCAUAGUGCUCUGAUUUGGACUUCAGAAGGGCAGUUUAUUAUUAUGGAGAUUAUAUUAGAAAAUGACUGCACUAGGGGGAGGGGGGAGUCUUUCUUAAUGCAAGAAUUUUCAAAGAAUUGUAUUUGGAAGAUAUAAUUUCACAUUCCUUGGCUUCAUUCGAUGGAGAUAAAGAAAAGCAGUGGAGAAGUUUGUGAUCUCUUUUUAAAUGGCUGCAUGAAAAAGUUACACUCCAAACUGUUUGAGACCUGAACUGAACGCAUGCAGCUGAAUUUCUCUGUUGGCUUGAGUCAUAUUCUGUGAUGAACUUUAGCGUUACGUAUUUAUUUUUAUGCACAUUGCACAGUUCCAUCUUCAUGUGAAAACAUAUUCGGAUGUAUCAGAAAUUGUCAUUCAUUAAUAUAUAUCUUACUUAUUAAAAGUUGUAUUUUCACAAACUG